Propithecus coquereli (Coquerel's sifaka) is the source of this 2712-nucleotide messenger RNA. RefSeq names its product N-acetylated alpha-linked acidic dipeptidase-like 1 (gene NAALADL1). The transcript has 18 exons. Lineage: Eukaryota; Metazoa; Chordata; Mammalia; Primates; Indriidae. Gene Ontology annotation, molecular function: carboxypeptidase activity. The record is from RefSeq and is a predicted model, not a curated record. The coding region runs from base 11 to 2236 and encodes 741 amino acids.
AUUCCACAGGAUGCAGUGGGCGAAGGGGCUGGGGCUGGGGCUGGGAGCUGCUGCCCUCUUGGCACUGGGGAUCAUCCUGGGGCACUUUGCCAUCCCCAAAAAUACCCCCAGCAUCUCAGCCACCCAGGACCUGGACCUGGAGAUCCUGGAGACUGUCAUGGGGCAGCUGGACGCCAGCAGGAUCCGGGAGAACCUUAGAGAACUCUCCAGGGAGCCGCACCUGGCCUCCAGCCCCCGCGAUGAGGCCCUGGUGCAGCUGCUGCUGCAGCGCUGGGCGGACACCACAUCAGGCCUGGACUCCGCCGAGGCCUUCGAGUACGAGGUGCUGCUGUCCUUCCCCAGCCAGGAGCAGCCCAACAGCGUGGACGUUGUGGCCUCCGCUGGGGGCGUCCUCUACUCUUGCCUCCGGAGCGAGGAGAACCUGACUGGCGAGCAGGGGGGACCCGACGUGGUGCCACCUUACGCUGCCUAUGCACCCCCUGGAACUCCACAGGGCCUCCUCGUCUACGCCAACCAGGGCAGCGAAGAAGACUUCAAGGAGCUGCAGACUCAGGGCAUCAAACUGGAAGGCACCAUCGCCCUGACUCGCUACGGGGGUGUAGGGCGUGGGGCCAAGGCUGUGAACGCCGCCAAGCACGGGGUGGCCGGGGUCCUGGUGUACACAGACCCUGGCGACAUCAACGACGGACUGAGCCUACCCAACGAGACCUUUCCCAACUCCUGGCACCUGCCUCCCUCGGGCGUGGAGCGAGGGUCCUACUAUGAGUAUUUUGGGGACCCCCUGACUCCCUACCUUCCAGCCAACCCCUCUUCCUUCCGCCUGGACCUCGCCAAUGUCUCCGGAUUCCCCCCGAUUCCCUCACAGCCCAUUGGCUUCCAGGAUGCAAAAGUCCUGCUCUGUAACCUCAACGGAUCCUCGGCCCCGGCUGCCUGGCAGGGAGCACUGGGCUGUGACUACAGGUUGGGACCUGGCUUCCGCCCUGAUGGUGACUUCCCAGCAGACAGCCAGGUGAAAGUGAGUGUCUACAAUCGCCUGCAGCUGAGGAACUCCUCCAACGUCCUGGGGAUCAUCCGCGGGGCUGUGGAGCCUGACCGCUAUGUGCUGUAUGGAAACCACCGGGACAGCUGGGUACACGGGGCUGUGGACCCCAGCAGCGGCACUGCCGUCCUCCUGGAGCUCUCUCGCAUCCUGGGCACCCUGCUGAAGAAGGGCACCUGGCGUCCCCGCAGAUCCAUUGUGUUUGCAAGCUGGGGGGCAGAGGAGUUUGGGCUCAUUGGCUCCACGGAAUUCACAGAGGAGUUCUUCAGCAAGCUGCAGGAGCGCACAGUGGCCUACCUCAACGUGGACAUCUCUGUGUUUGCCAAUGCUACCCUUAGGGUGCAGGGGACACCCCCUGUCCAGAGUGUCGUCUUCUCUGCAGCCAAAGAGAUCCCCUCACCAGGCCCGGGAGACCUCAGCAUCUACGACAACUGGAUCCGGUACUUCAACCGCAGCAGCCCGGUGUACGGUCUGGUCCCCAGGCUGGGCUCUCUGGGUGCGGGCAGCGACUACGCGCCUUUCAUUCACUUCCUGGGCAUCUCCUCCAUGGACAUCGCCUACACCUAUGACCAAAGCAAGACCUCAGCCCGGAUCUACCCCACCUACCACACAGCCUUCGACACCUUUGAUUAUGUGGACAAGUUUGUGGAUCCUGGCUUCAGCAGCCACCAGGCCGUAGCGCGGACAGCUGGGAGCGUGCUUCUCCGGCUCAGUGACAGCUUCUUCCUGCCCCUUAACGUCAGUGACUAUAGCGACACGCUCCGCAGCUUCCUGCAGGCUGCCCAGCAGGAACUUGGGGCCCUGCUUGAGCAGCACAGCAUCAGCCUGGGGCCUCUGGUGGCCGCAGUGGAGAAGUUUGAGGCAGCAGCCGCAGCCUUGGGCCAAUACAUAUCAACACUGCAGCAGGGCAGCCCUGACCCCCUGCAGGUCCGGAUGCUCAAUGACCAACUGAUGCUCUUGGAACGUACCUUCCUGAACCCAAGAGCCUUCCCAGAGGAACGCUACUACAGCCACGUGCUCUGGGCACCCCGCACAGGCUCCACAGCCACAUUCCCAGGCCUGGCCAAUGCCUGUUCCAAGGCCAGGGACACGAGCCCUGGAUCUGAAGCUUGGGCUGAGGUGCAGAGGCAGCUCAGCAUCGUGGUGGUGGCCCUGGAGGGUGCAGCAGCCACCCUGAGGCCUGUGGCUGACCUCUAACCCCGGCCAUCUUUCCUCAGCUCUCCCUUUACCCUAACCCUCUCCCACCCGUUAUCUUGGGGUAUGUCCCAGUCUUCCCCGAUGCCAGGAGAGGGCGCAACCAUGGGACCUUCUCAAGCUUCUCAGGCAACAGCUUGGGGCUCCACCAGUUGCAGACACCCAAGGGGAGUGGCAACCCCCCAUGAAAAUCUCCCUCAUCCUGGUGCUUAGUUGGCACAGGGUGGACAGCAGGAGACAGGGAUGGCAAAACCACCAACUGCUCUUGGUGGUGAGUGUAUGAGGAUGGCAUGUAUGAUGCCAACCUUAGACGCCAAAUCAGAGAUCACCACGGCCACCUCUUAAGGGACCAGUGGGUAAACUGAGGCCCUAGGUGGAUGGGGCCUUGCCCAGUCUAUGUUCCUCUCCUCCCAUGCUCUUAGCAUUUCUCAACUCCCUCCUGUAUUCCCCCAGAGAAAUAAAGUCUAGAGACUGGUCCC